Molecule: messenger RNA, 990 nt
Organism: Ustilaginoidea virens
Lineage: Eukaryota; Fungi; Ascomycota; Sordariomycetes; Hypocreales; Clavicipitaceae
Exons: 1
Coding region: 1-990 (329 amino acids)
Source: RefSeq, a predicted model, not a curated record
AUGGCAACACCGGUGCAAGUAUGUUCGCCAGGAAGCGCCCAACCCACUGAUCUGGGCCGUAUUGUGCGCCUCUGGGGGAUGGAUCCCUCAAGUCUUCCACCUGCAGCCUCUCCCUCUCCGAGCGAGGACUUGGUUCCUUUCCUCACUUGUGUUUUCGAAGAAGCUGCUAGUUUUGUCGACAAAGUGCCUACAGCUCCCUGCUCUAAUGGAUCCGCUUGGAUCCCAGAGAAGACCAGAACUUUUGACAACUCCGACGCGCCAGUUGACACGUUUAAACGGAUUGUGCCAGCCAGCGACCUCAGAGCUAUAGCUGACGGCAACGUGGUCGAGUUGCGUCCCGAGACAUGGUUUGUACGACGCAGUGUUCACAGGGACGAUCAGAAGCCAGGGACUGCAAGCUGGAGCGAGUGGGUUCGGCAUCUUUUGGACGAUGGUGCCAAUUCAGAGAGGGCUUUCACCCCGAGUACGGUGGUGCACACCCGCCGCAUCAAGACUUGGGCAUGUCAAGAUUUGAAAGUCGUACAAGGAGACCACACGUGGACGAACGUGACAAUGGCAUGGGAGGAGUCGGUCCAGAAACUCCCGUGGCCAUUGAAGAAGCGCGUUUUCCCGGUAUUGCGAGUCACGGCCUCUGAUGAGAACCACAAAAGCCGCGCCGAAUUCCUCGUUAUACAGAUUGCUUUGAGGGAUGAAGGCGCGGCGGAUCGACACAUGGCGGUUGUAGGUGCCUACACCAGCAUAGAGAGGCUACGACAUACCAUGUUUGGCGUUGAAUGGACCAUGGGCACCGUGUCUGAUUACAGGGGCAGGCUGCCAGUUUGGCUUCAAAAAUGUUGCGCACCAAGACAACUCGCCAAGGGUGUUGACGUGUUCCUUAAAUGGGUGGCUGCUCAAAGGACCAUGAUGACGGCUUCGGCGGGAGGAGAUGAAGGCGAUUUGCUCGACAGGGAAGGGCGAAGGGUCAAGAAAGUGGCCACCUUUCGGAUAUAA